This is a messenger RNA of Cuscuta campestris, 1408 nucleotides long. The record is from the annotation of a GenBank genome assembly. NCBI's taxonomy places the organism in Eukaryota, Viridiplantae, Streptophyta, Magnoliopsida, Solanales, Convolvulaceae.
GCCCAACUUCAAAACAAGGAACCCAUAAAUAUAUACGGAGCUGCUGGGACACGGCACUGUGAUGAUGUGAAGAUCGACGUGAAUUCUUGGCGACAUACCGAGACAGAGUAGAGGAGGGAAUUUCUUCAUAUUUCCCCUUCUUCUCAUCUCCCCGCUCGGCAAAUUCAAGGGCUUCACCUCUAGAUAAGAAUCGCGUGGAUCGGCGAUUCACACACAGCUAGAUCUCGCACUGUUCAGUGAUCGGGGGAUACGUAGUAGAUAGAUGUCUUCAACAACUCUGAGGAGACGGCGGCUCCAUCACGGGGACGUUGAUGGCAAACGGGACGAGCAAUUCGAGGGAUUGAGCUCCGAUGAUGAUUUGAACGAGCCCUUACUGGGUGCUUACAGUAGAUAUGAUCGUCCCGAUAUUGAUGACAAGCAUUCCCAGGAAUGUACGCUGGCGGAGAUUUUGGAUGAAGGGCGAAGGAAAGAACACCUCCACUGGACUCUACUCUUUUCGCAUUUAAUUGCUCAGUGGGCACAAUGGUUAGCAAACAUUGUACUCGGCUCUGGGUCAUUUAUUGGACGGAUUUUGCCUUUUUUGCUAAUCCAAAGUGGACCCACUACAAGGCUUCUACCUCCAUUGCUCAAUCCUUUGCAGGAGGCCAGGCUAAAACAUCUAAAGCGAAGAGUUGCAGUUCCUUUUGAUGGAUCUUUUCGGGAGCAUCAAGAGGCACUGAAACAGCUGUGGAAGUUAGCUUACCCAAACCGGGAGCUUCCGUCUCUUAAGUCAGAACUUUGGAAAGAUAUGGGCUGGCAAGGUUGCGAUCCUUCAACUGACUUCAGGGGUGGAGGCUACAUAUCACUGGAAAAUCUGAUAUAUUUUGCCAAGGCAUACCCGGUUGGUUCUCGUUUCACUUAUUUAGGCCCAAGCUUUGCUUUUAUGCCAUUUCCUUCUCGAAAUUUUCACUUUGAAUACGAUAUUUGUAAUUUGUUUGAUUGAUAUUCUAUCACCUUGUAACGAGGAGACUGAAGUUUUGUUCCAUUGACCAGUUCCGGAUAAGCAAAGAAAGGAUAAUUUGGUUUGGAUAAGGGUUUUGAGUACAAGGACUUCAAAGCUUUGGCGAGGGUAUUAGCAUAUAUAUGUCUGAUGUGGGCUCUGGGUUUUAUUUGUGUUCAUUUACCAUACAAAGACCAAAAAACAUGCUUUCACCUUGAAGGAUAAGCUUGUUUUUCCAUUGAAAUAAACCAAAAGGAUAGCACAUAUGGAUAAUGCAAUUGAUAUUUCUGAUACGUGACUUCUUUGAACACUGUUGUUUAUUGAUAUUUUUUGCAGAAUGAAAAUCUAACUCCAUUUUUCAAUGUGCUCAUUUCCCCCCAUCAAAUCUCUGUAUUGUCACACCUAGUUAGAAAAGAGGGUUCCUGGUAU